AAUACAGUAGAUGGCGGCAUGCACCUGUAACAUUUGUUUGAGGACCGCAUAAUACCAAAGAAGAAGAAAACGUCAUCUUCCAGCGUCCGUUCAAAUCAGCGAUAGCGGUACCCUACCCGAAUUUUAAAAAGGGCAUAUUAAUCCCAUUACUGUUAAACUAGACAAAUAAACCAGUUUGAGAUGAUAGACAUGAUUGAGAAGGAAGAUUCUAUCAUUAGCGAGGAAGAAGCUGCUCAGUAUGACCGGCAGAUCCGACUAUGGGGUCUGGAUGCACAAAAGAGACUGCGGGGUUCUCGUGUGCUCCUGGUGGGGCUCAGGGGCCUGGGGGCUGAGGUGGCCAAAAAUCUCAUCCUGGCUGGAGUGAAGGGGCUGACCAUGCUGGACCACGAACUGGUGACAGAGGAGUCAUGCCGAGCCCAGUUCCUGAUUCCAGUGAGCAAUCAGGGCCAGAAUCGAGCCCAGGCCUCCCUGGAGCGGGCCCAGUACCUCAACCCCAUGGUAGAGGUGAAGGCAGACACAGACAGGGUGGAGACCAAACCAGAUGAAUUCUUCCUACAAUUUGAGGCAGUGUGUCUGACCGGCUGCUCCAGAGAUCUGAUGGUACGCGUGGACCAACUCUGUGUCCGGCACAACAUCAAGGUCUUCUGUGGCGACGUCUUCGGUUACCACGGAUACAUGUUCUCCGACCUUGGCCAGGAGCACAACUAUGUUGAGGAGAAGCCCAAAGUAGUCAAGCCCAAAACAGAGUCCAAUGAUGGACCUGAGGCCAAAAAAACAAAGAUUGACCCCAAUGAGACCACCAUGAUCAAAAAGACGGCCUGCUUCUGCUCCUUAAAACUGGCUCUGGAAGUGGAUUGGACCAAUGAGAAGGCCAAGAGCAGCCUGAAGCACACCCCCGUGGACUACUUCCUGCUACAUGUACUGCUGAAGUUCCGUACAGACAAAGGUCGCGACCCCCACCCAGAAAGCUUUGAGGCAGACGCCAUGCUCCUGAGACAGAUCCGGGAUGAUGUCCUGGAGGCCAUGGGGCUGAGUAGCGAGCUGCUGCCUCACGACUUCGUCAGCUACUGCUUCUCUGAGAUGGCCCCUGUGUGUGCUGUGGUGGGAGGAGUGCUGGGACAGGAGGUUGUCAAGGCUCUUUCCCAGAGAGACGCACCGCACAAGAACUUCUUCUUCUUUGACGGUAUGAAGGGCAGUGGGGUGGUGGACUACUUUGGCCCAAAGUGAUCGACCAUAUUCCCACCAGAGGAGGGAGAGGUGUGUGCAUGGUACAUUAAGGCCUACACUCACAUACUCAAUACGUUUUGAGUUUUGUCAUUCUUUUUGCCAGUCAGACUACUUAUCAAUGUAACCAUUCACCUCCAGCUGAACGUUCAACAAGUGUUUCAAUAGGCGAAAAGGAUUUGUCAUUAUACAUGUUCUCCUUUUAUACCUACCAACAACACAUCUAAUAGACGGUGUUUGCAGCACACCUUCUGGAAUUUCUAUUUUCUUGUUUGCUGUUGUCAGACUGUCCAUUUUAUGUUUCUAGCACAGAGGUAUUUUUACAUUUUGUAAUAAAAAUAUUGUGAUCAAAA
Molecule: messenger RNA, 1577 nt
Organism: Salmo salar (Atlantic salmon)
Lineage: Eukaryota; Metazoa; Chordata; Actinopteri; Salmoniformes; Salmonidae
Product: SUMO-activating enzyme subunit 1
Biological process (GO): protein sumoylation
Cellular component (GO): SUMO activating enzyme complex; cytoplasm
Molecular function (GO): SUMO activating enzyme activity
Source: RefSeq, a predicted model, not a curated record